UGUCCGGUGAGAGAGGUCCCGAGCAGCUCGACCUGUAGACACUCGCGGACAGUGUUCGGUCAGUAACACGUUGCCGACAAUGAUUGGGAAAUACUUGAAUUCACCCUGGAAGUUCUGAUGCCUUAACGGACCGGAAUAAAGUCUUCAUAAAGUAUUUUGUGGGAGAGAGACUGCAUGCUGAUAUGGAUGCGGAGGAGGGUAAGAUUUCGGUGUGGGUUUGCCGGGAUGAGAAGCUCAUCUCAGGCUUGUCGAAGCGGACCACCUGCGCGGAUGUGGUUCGGGUUCUGCUAGAGGACCAGGACUUUCAGCCGUGUUCGGCCGCGUUUCAGCCGUGUUCGGCCAUGCUGGCGGGAUCGCCAGAGUCGUACUGCGUGGUGGAGAAGUGGCGAGGCUUCGAGCGCAUCCUACCGAACAAGACCAAGGUCCUGAGACUCUGGAGCGCGUGGGGCGACGAACAGGAGAACGUGAGAUUCGUACUCGUGAAGCAGGACGCGUCUCUACCCAACAGCGGCCCGCGCAGCGCGGAGGCGCGUGUGGUGCCCAGUAAGGAAAGCCCGUGCAUAUACCGGGGAACCGCGCGGGUCCCCAUGGCUCACUCCCAGGAAAGGCAGCGGAGGAUCGUGCGCAAAGCCUUCCGCAAGCUGGAGAAGAUCAACAAGAAGCGGGUGCAGGCUUUAAGCAGAGACAAGCCCGCCGUGGAGAAGAUGGAGACGCUCGUGCACCUGAUCGUCUCGCAGGACCACACCAUCCGCCAGCAGGUCCAGCGCAUUCACGAGCUGGACAGGGAUAUCGAUCGCUGCGAGGCCAAAGUCCACUUCGACCGAGUCAAAACGCUCGGGACCAACUACGUGCAGGACACCUAUCUGUUCGAGAAGAGUCUGGAUGAGCACGCGAGCGUCGAGGAGGAAGAGCAGCGUUCCCCGAAGGUGCGUGCGCAGUUUGAGGAGUACGCGCGGAGGUGCCAGGAGGUGCUGAAACUGCAAGAGGAGCUGUCCCAGCACGAGGCGCUCCUGGACAGCAUCACGGCAGAGAUCACAGGGGAGCUGAACCAGCGCUGGAUGGAACGCAGGAAGGAGGAACUCUCGUGUACCGACCUGGAGACAGGGAAAGAGGACUCACCUGGAGAGUCUGAGCUCGCGCUGGUGACGGAGGUCCCGACAGAGAGCGAGCUGCUUUUGGAGGAGGAGAGGAUCAUAACGCAACUGGACACGAGUUUAUACAUCGGCCUCCGUCUGAAUACGGAUUUACAGGCGAUUAGCGGUGAUUUGGACUUGAGCGGGGAGCUGUGGACAGCGAAAGAGAGAGAGCUAAAGGAUUUAGUGGAGAGGGUCAGCGAGCUGGACUUCUGCGGCGAGGAUAAAUUAUCCGUGGAGGUUAAAGGGCGCCCGCCCUCGGUAACUGAGCCCGACACUGUGUGCUCCGUGAAGACACAGAGCGCGUGGGUGGAACAGGCACGGGGACUUUCAAAGACUUGCAACGUCAAUAACGACGAUUCGGACACGGGCUUGAGCUCGUUACACAGCCAGGAUUCGGACAAUCCGCCCGUAUGCGAGUCGUCGCUCGUGUGAUAUGGACAUUGACCCCGUGUCCCUUUACCGAUAUGUUACUGUCAUCAGCGCAAGCAUGCGGGCGUUUCCACAAACGCUAAAAUUCACAAGUGCGUGCGCUAUUUAACGACACAGUGUAAGGCACUGGAGACAAUGGCUCUUAAAAUGCACUUAUGCGAGAGGCAGAGAGAGCAGAGACUGAACUAUCUGUCUGCAGGACGCUCGGUGAAGCGGCGGCAGCAGCACGUGUCUGUUACUCUGUAAGGUUUAAUAAA
This is a messenger RNA of Clupea harengus (Atlantic herring), 1822 nucleotides long. Its product is annotated as ras association domain-containing protein 10. Gene Ontology annotation, biological process: signal transduction. The record is from RefSeq and is a predicted model, not a curated record. Lineage: Eukaryota; Metazoa; Chordata; Actinopteri; Clupeiformes; Clupeidae.